Trypanosoma theileri is the source of this 924-nucleotide messenger RNA. RefSeq lists its product as uncharacterized. The coding region runs from base 1 to 924 and encodes 307 amino acids. The record is from RefSeq and is a predicted model, not a curated record. The transcript has a single exon. Lineage: Eukaryota; Euglenozoa; Kinetoplastea; Trypanosomatida; Trypanosomatidae.
AUGAUGAUGAUGAUACGCCGUGUGAUGUGUGUGUUGGCCGUUGUGCUGUGCUGCGCCUGCGGGUAUACCAUGGCUGCUGCUGCUACUACUGCUGUUGUUCCUCGUGCUGACGAAUCAUCGACGGCGAUGGCGUUUGGUGGUGGUCAUCUUUUAAGGUAUCGCAAACCCGAUGGAAGUGAUUUUUUGAGUGAGCCUUUGCCGCCUGUUGAAUCAUCUCGAAAGAGUGUUACCCAUGUUCAAGAGAGCACUGGAAUAAAUAAUUUGGGAGAAGGAAAAGUUAUCUCUAAGGAACAUCCGGUUGCUGAGGAUCGUAAAUUGGAUGGUACUGUAUUAUCCAGUGAGGAGGAUGUGCGCAAUGACUCUGUUGAGGACGAAAGGAAGAAAUUAACUCCUGAGGUAGACCAUCUUCAAGUUGUGGAACCUCCCAGUGGUCUAACUCGUAUUGACCAACAAAAACAAGAAAAACAACAAGUAUCACUUAAUACAGGUGACUCCUCUUCUCUUUCACCUACAGUGAACACUGGUGCUGGGGAUAGUAGUGGACCAGGAACAACCACAGUGGCUGGACCCCAAUCUGGUGAAAAAGCAGUAGUUGUCCCAGAGACAUUGAAUACUCCAGCACAACCUACAACAUCAACGAGUUCUUCUGCGAGUGUACCUGCAGAGAGCAGCACAAUUUCAACAUCUUCCACUACCAACAGUACAGGUGACGGUAAUUCUAGCGCGGCCACGAGUGUGAGUGCGACAGCAGACACAGAAGGAACCAAUACCACUUCUACACCCAAGGCAGUCCCAGGGAUCAGCAGUAUUGCCUCUAAUAUGCAGAACAAGGGUAAUGUUGACAGCAGCAGUAUCAGCAGUUCUCUGUGGGUACGUGUGCCGCUACUAAUUGUUGCUGUGUUGUUCUCCGUUACUGUGUACUGA